CCAGCGCUUAUGGCGGCUUUCGGGACUCAGGCAGUGGGUGCCGGCUGGCUCUCGGCUUAGGAGGACGCUCUCCUCGGUCAAGGGUCAGCUGAGAACAGAAUCAGAAGCAAUGCUUCGAAAGCAAAUAUGCCAGGUUGUUCUCGAUCAUUUUGAGAAGCAAUACUCCAAGGAACUGGGAGAAGCAUGGAACUCAGUCAGGGAAGUACUUACAACACCCCAGUGGUGGCAGUACGCCGUCCUCCUUAAUAAAUUCAAUUUUUCCUCUGCAGUGGAGAAUGAUUUACUUUCGAAGGGCUAUCGCCUCCUUUUCCCAAGAACCUCGCCCUCUUUUCUGCAGUCACUCAAGUGCUACAUCACUAGCACACCUGGUAGAUUCCCUGCUCAGAAACACAGAGCUGGUAAACUGAAGGAAUAUUACUUGCUGAAUGCCGCGUCGGUGCUGGCAGUGUUGGCUCUGAAAGUAGAGAAGGGAGAGAAGGUUUUGGAUAUGUGUGCUGCACCAGGGGGUAAAUCAAUAGCAACACUUCAGUAUGCUUUGCCAGGCCUCCUACAUUGCAAUGAAUAUGAUUAUUUGAGAUCCUGCUGGCUGAAGCAGACGCUAGAAUCCUUCAUCCCAGAAUCACAGAUGAGCCUAGUCACUGUUUCUCAGUUGGAUGGAAGACAAAUUGGGAACUUGCAGCUUGGUGGAUUCGACAAGGUCCUCGUGGAUGCUCCAUGCUCAAAUGAUAGAAGUUGGUUAUUCUCUUCUGAUUCCCAACGGGCUACCCUGCGAUUAGCACAAAGGAAGGUAUUAUCUGCUGUACAGACACAGCUACUGAGGUCUGCAAUCAAAGUUUUGCGUCCAGGAGGGUCUCUGGUUUAUUCUACAUGUACUCUUUCUAAGGCAGAGAACAGUGAUGUCAUAACAAACAUUCUCGACUCCUGUAGCAAUGUUCAGCCCAUGGACAUGCAAGCCUUGGCCAGUUCUGCAUCCCAGGAAUUCGCUUUGGCUUCAGGUGUUCAGCAGCAUGAACUUCUAGUACUUCCGGAAAAGGGGAAAGCAUGGGGACCAAUGUAUAUAUCUAAAUUAAAGAAAAUAUGAUGAACACAA
Varanus komodoensis (Komodo dragon) is the source of this 1090-nucleotide messenger RNA. RefSeq names its product NOP2/Sun RNA methyltransferase 3 (gene NSUN3). The coding region runs from base 110 to 1081 and encodes 323 amino acids. Gene Ontology annotation, cellular component: mitochondrial large ribosomal subunit. The record is from RefSeq and is a predicted model, not a curated record. NCBI's taxonomy places the organism in Eukaryota, Metazoa, Chordata, Lepidosauria, Squamata, Varanidae. The transcript is spliced from 6 exons. Gene Ontology annotation, biological process: rRNA methylation. Gene Ontology annotation, molecular function: methyltransferase activity.